UCCUGGUGAAAAUCGCUAUCUCGGUCGAGAAAACGAAAAAAAGGCGAACGGGUAAUAGAGAAGUAGACGAGAAGACAAAUUUUUGGAGAGGGAGAGAGAGAGAGAGAGAGAGAACUGUUUCUGUUCAUACUAUUAGCUUCCGAUUGAAGUCAAACACUACACAAGAGCUUUUUCAUCGAUAGAGAGAUCGAUCGGAUUCAAUCGUCGGAUGUUAUUUCUGUUCGUCGGUGGUUAUCGGCGGAGAUGCUCCGUGGUUGAUUCGGAGGUUUUGGUUGCCGGUGAGGCAGACGGUGAUGACGGUGGCGGUGGAUGAUCGAGAAAACAAAGGAAGCGAUGUUCGGUUUUUUCUACUUUUUCUUUGGUGUUGCUUGGUUUUGAGUUUGCUGCUCCUCGUGGUUAUUCUCUCUUAGGUUGUUGUUUAGAAGAUGAUGAAGAAAGGGAAAGGGAAGAAUAGUGGCUUGUUACCGAAUUCCUUUAAGAUUAUAUCGUCUUGCCUUAAAACUGUUUCGGCCAACGCCACCAACGUUGCGUCGUCGGUUCGUUCCGCCGGAGCAUCCGUCGCCGCUUCAAUAUCCGCUGCAGAAGAUGAUAAAGAUCAGGUGACAUGGGCUGGCUUUGGCAUUCUUGAACUGGGUCAACAUGUCAUCAGACAUGUUCUCUUACUUGGUUAUCAGAAUGGCUUUCAAGUCUUUGAUGUUGAGGAUGCCUCUAAUUUUAAUGAACUGGUCUCUAAACGUGGUGGCCCAGUUUCAUUCUUACAGAUGCAGCCAUUGCCAGCGAGAUCUGGUGAUCAUGAGGGUUUUGGGAACUCACAUCCGCUUUUGCUGGUUGUUGCUGGGGAUGAAACUACUGGCACGGGUUCGGGUCACAGUUUUUCCCAUAAUGGUUCAUUAGCGAGGGAUGGUAAAGCAGAAUCUUCUGGGGAUGCCACCAGUUAUCCCACCACUGUUCGCUUUUACUCUCUUAGGUCUCACAGUUAUGUAUAUGUCCUGAGAUUUCGGUCUUCUAUUUGCAUGAUUAGAUGCAGCUCCAGAGUAGUAGCUGUUGGCCUUGCAACACAAAUAUAUUGCUUUGAUGCACUUACUCUGGAAAACAAGUUCAGUGUUCUCACCUAUCCUGUUCCUCAGCCAGUGAGACAAGGGACAACGGGGGUUAAUGUUGGCUACGGUCCAAUGGCUGUAGGUCCAAGGUGGCUUGCAUAUGCUUCCAAGAGUUCCAUGACCAUGAAAUCAGGGCGCCUAGGCCCUCAGAAUUUUUUUUCUUCACCUAGUGUCAGUCCAAGUAGAUCGACCGGUGCGAGUAGCUUGAUGGCCCGUUAUGCGAUGGAGUCUAGCAAGCAUUUAGCCUUUGGACUUAUCAACUUGGGGGACAUGGGAUACAAAACAUUGUCAAAAUACUACCAAGAAAUGCUCCCUGAUGGAUCCAAUUCUCCAGCAUCACCAAAUUCAAUAUGGAAAGCUGGUGGGGUUACUGGAACGGAUGCAGAGAAUGCUGGAAUGGUUGCUGUCAAAGAUCUUGUUUCUGGAGCCGUAGUAUCACAGUUCAAGGCUCAUACAAGUCCUAUCUCAGCACUUUGUUUUGAUCCUAGUGGAACCCUAUUGGUUACUGCUUCAGUGUGUGGGAACAAUAUCAAUGUCUUUCAGAUCAUGCCAUCUCGUUCGCAUUGUGCACCUGGUGACAUAAGUUAUGAGUGGGAAUCUUCUCAUAUGCAUCUCUUCAAGCUACAUAGAGGGAUCACUUCGGCUAUUGUCCAGGACAUAUGCUUUAGUCAUCACAGUCAGUGGCUGGCUAUAAUUUCAUCCAAGGGUACUUGCCAUAUUUUCGUUUUAAACCCGUCAGGCAGUGAUGCUGGGUUUCUACCUUCAAAUUGCGACGGUGAGGAUCCUGCCCAACUGCCGGCUUCUUCUUUCCCAUGGUGGUUUACUCAAUCCUUGUCAAAUAAUCAGCAGUCUUUAUCACCUCCACCAGCUGUUGCCCUUUCUGUAGUAAGCAGAAUAAAGUAUAGCAGUUUUGGAUGGCUUAACACAGUAAGCAAUGCUGCCACUGCUGCGACUGGAAAAGUAUUUGUACCAUCGGGUGCCGUGGCUGCUGUUUUUCACAAAUCGGUUACUCAUGACCUUCAACAGAACUCCCGGACUAACUCGUUGGAGCAUAUCUUAGUCUAUACUCCAUCAGGCCAUGUGGUGCAGCAUGAACUUCUGCCAUCAGUUUUCACAGGAUCACCUGAAAAUGGUUUGAGGGUGCAAAGAGCAUCACAUGUUCAAGCUCAGGAGGAUGACUUGAGGGUCAAAGUUGAGCCUAUCCAGUGGUGGGAUGUAUGUAGAAGGUCUGACUGGCUGGAAACAGAGGAACGACUUCCCAAAAGUAUCACUGAAAAGCAGUACGAUUUGGAUACAGUGUCAAAUAACUUGCCAAUCCAUGCGGAUGCAUGUCUUUCCCUUGACAUCAAUGGCAAUUUUGGUGAAGAUAGGUAUUUGAAAACUUGUUCUGAGAAGGCCCCUGAAAGAUCCCAUCGCUAUCUUUCUAACUUUGAGGUAAAGGUUACCUCAGGGAUGCUACCAGUGUGGCAAAAUUCGAAGAUUUCUUUUCACGUGAUGGACUCUCCUAAAGAUAAUAGUUCCACUGGUGGAGAGUUCGAGAUAGAAAAGGUCCCAGCCCAUGAACUUGAAAUAAAACAGAAAAAACUGCUACCCGUUUUUGACCAUUUUCACAGCACCAAAGCAACAUUGGAUGACAGGUUUUCCAUGAAAUGUUAUCACACAUCGGCAUUGGGAUCUUAUCAAGCUAAUGGGAAGAUAUGCCAAGACAUUAUCAACUGUCAUUCUAAGCCAGGAUCAGUCGAGUCUGCUGAAAGUUCUGAAGAGAGUUCAUCAAAACAGAUGGAGAAUUUCCAUGAUUCGGAUCACUUGAAUAACUCAUUCAAGACUUCUUUAACCCUUUACCCAACAUCGAAUGGGAUCUAUAAGGAUAUAGAGAAGAAGAACAAGAAUGGGUUGAUUGAGAAACCCGUAACAGCCAAAGUCUAUACACUAGAAGAAACGAGGAUGGGAAAGCACAUCACAAAUGGUUUGACCACACCACCUGUUCACGCCGAUUUUAAUGUCAAUGAUCAGAUGCUCUCGAUAGGAAAAUCUCCUGUGAGCUUAGGUUUUGCUUUGCGGGAAGAACACUGUAAAGCAGUAGCAGAUCCAGAAGAACACCUGAAGAAGUUAGAUGAAGUUACCAAUGGACAUCAUCUAAACGUCAACAACAACACAGAGAAACGACAAGGAGACGAGAUGGUAUGUGGUAUGGAUUCCUUUGUAGGCGAUUAAAUCUCUCGGAACCACACCCAAAGCCUCGGGUCUCUGUAUAAUCUCUACGGUAAAUAGUUGUCCCAAGUCCUGAAGGCUUCUGGAGCUUGUAAAUAUAUAAAGACAUGGAUUUGGAAUAUGUGAAAUGAUUUGCUCCUAGUUGGUGGGUAAUAAUUUCUGCCUCCUGUUUCUUCUUUUAUCUAAGAUAUAGCUGCGUCAAAAAUAUGUACAUUUUUAUAGAUGGGAGUUGGGCCGUGGUUGAAACCUUAAGUGGAAAAAAAAAAUGGAAGAUUUAGGGUUUCAUGUUGUUUUUUAAUCCUUCUUGUGAGCCCUAAUCGUUGUACAGAUGGAAGGAUCCAUGUGGAGAUCAACAGUUUCGCCUUAAACUUCAUCACCAAUGUUUCUUUUUCUUUUCUUUUUUUUUUUUGGGUUGGUUUCUCGUGCUAUUGUAAGCGAUUCUGAUGAAUUCAAAUUCGUUCUGUGGUGACUAGUUCUGUGACUUAUGUUUGCGUGAGGAUAUGUUUUCGAGUUUAUCAUUUCACAGUCGUUGGAAUAAAAAUCAACAGCUAUUGGUGCA
This is a messenger RNA of Eutrema salsugineum, 3870 nucleotides long. Its product is annotated as autophagy-related protein 18g. Gene Ontology annotation, cellular component: cytoplasm. Gene Ontology annotation, molecular function: protein binding. The transcript has 9 exons. Gene Ontology annotation, biological process: autophagy; response to starvation. Lineage: Eukaryota; Viridiplantae; Streptophyta; Magnoliopsida; Brassicales; Brassicaceae. The record is from RefSeq and is a predicted model, not a curated record. The coding region runs from base 426 to 3314 and encodes 962 amino acids.